GGUGUACACCGCUUAGAAAGUGCUUGUACUUAAAGCGGUAUAUAAGUCUCAUAAAUAAAUAAAUAAAUAACCUUUGGCCCCUCUCUUGUCCUCGUCCACAGUGUCGGGAGAUAUGGCUGAGGCACUGAAGAUGGAGGACAGGAGAUGGGAACUGGGAACUGGCCUUCUGUAGGACCCACCAGGUGGCGGCAUGGGCGAUGAGAACGACCACUUGUGCUUCCUUCUUUACCAGGACCUCGCUCCUCUGGCUUCGUCAGCUUCAAGCCAGAAUCCCUCCAGAGGAGAUACGCACUCAUCAGGAUUUGAGUAAGCUGGUCGCAGUGAUAGAGUAUGCCUCUGAUGCUACUUUGCAGGCAGCCAGAUUUUCCUCCAAGUCCAUUGCAUCCAAUGUCACAGCACAUCGGAUGCUAUGGCUUAAACAUUGGCAAUCCGAUGCCAAAUCCAAGUGGCGUCUGGCUGCGGCCCCUUAUCAAGGAGGGCAUUUGUUUGGAGAAGUCCUAAAUCCUUAUUUGACCGAGAAUAAGGAUAAGCGGAAGGUCAUGACACAUCUCAACAGGUGGACUGACAGGUGCGCUAACCCCUACCCUCGCAAGCAGUCCUUUCGGUCAGGAACAGGCUCGGGAGCCUCACAGCCCCUUCACGGCCAGACAGGAUCGUCCGUCCGAUAGACCUGGUUUCAGACCCAGGCAACAGUACCAGGGCAAACGGCCCUUUCGUGGGGGAGGUCGCCCCUUCAGGAGGUCCAAGUGACUCCCUGGCUGCCCCUCCCAUAGGUGGUAGGCUAUCCCUCUUUUUCCACCAGUGUGAGUUCACUACCACAGAAUCCUGGGUCCUCCAAACCAUCCAAUUUGGCCAGACGCUGGAAUUCAUGUCCAGCCCACCUGGGCGCUUCAUCUCUUGCCCCCAGUCACGGAAUUCAAUCAAACGGGGCCUCAUGCAAGAGGCCCUUUGUCAUCUUCUAGACAUAAGAGCCAUAGAACCGGUACCGGCUGGUCAGAAGGGAGAGGGAUUCUAUUCCAUCCUCUUUGUGGUUCCCAUGGCCUCAGGAGUUUGGAGGGUGAUUCUAGACCUCAAGGGUCUGAAUUCCCAUAUUGCAUACCGGAAAUUAAAAUCCAAACACUCCACUCCAUCCUAGGCAGCGUCAGAAAGGGAGACUUCCUGACGUCUAUAGACCUCAUGGAAGCGUAUCUCCACAUCCCUAUCCUUCCUGACCACUACCAGUAUAGGGCCACCACUACCAGUAUAGGGCCCUGCCGUUUGGACUCUCCUUGGCUCCCAGAGUGUUCACCAAGAUACUGGUGGUGCUCACAGCACACCUAAGACUGGUACCUGUACGCAUUCAAUACUACCUGGAUGACAUUCUCAUCCAGUCCUCCCUUCUGGAGGCUCAGUCGGAUCUGAAUUUAUAAAUCCAGGUCCUCCAAUAGCACGGAUUCUCGGUGAACUUCCAAAAGAGUCAGACAGUUCCCUCGACCUGACUCCCACACCUGGGCGCCGUCAUAGACACAGUCGGUUGCCUGGUCUAUCUAUCACAGGAGCAUUGGGACAGUAUCCAGGACUUAGCACUCAAGAUAUGCAGGGAACGCGUAGUGUCGCUGGCCCUACUUUCCCAACUCCUGGGAAAGAUGGUUUCUUGUAUCGCCAUAGUCCCUUGGGCCAGACUCCAUUCCAGGAAUCUCCAAUGGUUUCUGCUCCCCUUCCAGAGGUUGGGCACCAGUUCAUCCAACCAAGAGGUAAGGGUUCCUGCCCAAACCCUGAGAUCCCUCCAUUGGUGGUUCUCGCCAGCGGUAGCCAGAGGGUCACCCUUUAAGGAACCCGUCCAUCUCACACUUACGACGGACGCCAGUCUGUUCGGUUGGGGAGCGCACCUUCGGUCUCAGUUUGCUCAGGGCUGAUGGUCUCGAGCAGACCUGGGACACAACAUCAAUUGGUUGGAGCUCAGAACCAUACACCUGGCUCUCCGCCACUUCCACAACAAAGUUGCAAGGCAGCACGUGCUAGUUCUUACGGACAACGUGGCAGCAAAGGCCCACGUGAACCGGCAAGGGGGUACCCUUGGUCCUUCAUGGCUGAGACCCAGUUACUGGGCUCCUGGGCAGAGUCCAACCUUUCCUCCCUCAGGGCCGAACACAUUUUGGGGAAGGCGAACCAGCAAGCAGACUUCCUAAGCAGGUCAACUGUAGAUCACUCCGAAUGGCGCCUGCAUCCGGGCCUCUUCGCAGAGAUAGCGCAACGGUUCGGACAGCCUGUCCUAGAUUUGUUCGCCUCUCUGACGAACUCGCAGCUCCCGAAAUUCUUUUCCCGGUUUCCAUCUCCAGGGGCAGAGGGAAUGGAUGCUCUUCGAGCCCCAUGGCCAGGGGUCUGUUCUACGUAUUCCCUCCUCUCCUCCUGAUCCCGGUAAUCAUUCGCAAACUGCUACAGGAACCAGAGGAGAUAAUCUUUGUGGCCCCGUACUGGCCUCGGAGACUCUGGUUCACUGACCUUAUGAACCUCUCCCGCUCUCUCCCAUGGAAAAUCCCACCAAAUCGCGUGUCUCUCCACCAGGGGGUUCUACGACACCCGGAACCCCAGUGGCUACAGUUAGUCGCCUGGCACUUGAAUGCCGGAUCAUGACCCAGAAGUCGUAGUCGACAAGAGUGAUUUCCAUGAUCUAGGCCUCUCGAAGGCCGGCAACCAAUCGCAUCUAUGACUCCACAUGGAGGAAUUUUUGCCAUUGGUGCAGAAGGCGGCAACUGGAUAUCUCGGACUUGACAAUUCCACAGAUUUUAGAAUACUUGCUCGAGGGUCUUGAUAGGGGCUUAGCGCCUAAUACCAUUCGUAGGCAGGUUGCGGCACUAUCAACCUUACUUACCUGUGCCAAUUUGGUCCCUUUGGGCCAGCAUCCCAGAAUACGCACCUUUCUCAAGGGUGCCACCAACACAAAAUCACCUGUGGUACAUAAGUACCCCUCUUGGGAACUACCUCGGGUCCUACAGGUGCUCGCCAGACCGCCGUUUGAGCCUCUUAUAACUUGUGCUCUACAGUCCUUGUCCCACAAGGUCACCUUCCUGAUCGCUAUCACGUCAGCCAGGUGCAUUUCUGAGCUUGCGGCACUGUUGGUCUGGGAUGACCUCUGUAUCUUCCACCGGGACCAGGUGGUCCUUCGAUUGGACCCCACAUUCGUGCCCAAGGUCAACUCCCUUUUCUAGGGCAGAUGAUUGUUUUGCCGGAUUUUUGUCCUAAUCCUUCCCAUGACUUGGAGCGGCAGUGGCACACACUGGACGUCCGUAGGGAACUAUGCCGAUACAUCAAGUGAACGGCGUCUUUUCACAAGUGCAAGGUCCUCUUCUUUUCCUUUCACCCUGCCUAUCUCGGACAGAAGGUGUCUGCCUCCACUAUAGGCAGGUGGAUCAGGGCUUGCAUUGCGGAGGCGUACCAGUCAUUUUCCCUGCCAGCUCCAGGUCAUAUCAUGGCUCAUUCCACUCGCAGUGCUGCGACCUCUGCAGCAUGGGCCACUCAGGCGUCCAUUGAGGAGAUUUGCAGGGCUGCGACAUGGUCUUCGCCCUCCCCGUUUGUUCGUCAUUACAAAAUUGACUGCUUUGCUUCCGCGGACGCCUCCUUUGGUCAGAGAGUCCUUCAGCAGGUGGUGUCUGGGGAUAUGAAUCCGGCCUUGUCUGUUUCCCUCCCAUUGGGAUAGUGAGGCUUUGGUAUGUCCCAUUGGUGGAUUCUCCAUCUCCUGUGCUGGAGAAGGGGCGUUGCCUUACCUGAACGCCUUUUCUCAGCACGGAGAUGGAGAAUCCACUCCCACCCCUUAGGGCCCGUAAGACCAAGGUUAGGGGUCUGAGAGCCAACACGUCGGACUGUCGUCAGCUGCUUUUGCCCUCGUCAAGACUGGGUGUCCCCUAGCCCAGCAGGGGCAUGGCAAGUUUGGGUGACUUGGUCUCAAGAGCAGGAAGACAGAACAAAUCCAUUGGUGGAUUCUGCAUCUCCACGCUGAGAAAAGGCGUUCAGGUUUUGAAAGUAUUUUAGAAGGGCUUUAUGGACCAAGGCUACGAAGAGACCUCAGUUUAUUUGAAGACUGUGAACCAGAAGAAGUGACUGACUGGUCUAUGGAUGAAAAAUGUUCCUUUUGUAAUUUGCAUAAAGAAAUAGUCAGUGAUCCUACAGCAGUUCUUGGUUCUUUGCAGUCAACACCUACAGAGGAGUUGUCAUCUCAGGGCCAGUCCAACACUGAUAAAAUUGAGUGCCAAGCAGAGAAUUACCUAAAUGCACUCUUUCGUAAGGAAGAUCUUCCUCAGAACUGUGAUCCUAACAUUCCGCUUGUUGCUCAGGAAUUAAUGAAAAAGAUGAUCCGUCAAUUUGCAAUUGAAUAUAUUUCAAAAAAUAGUAAACUGCAAGAAAAUCGAAAUGGUUCAUCAUAUGAAAUGAAUCUGAUACGUAAAGAUUUCCAAAUGAACCAAACUGAAAAUCUACUUCAGGAAGAACAAGAUAGCCCUCUAGACCUCACUGUGAAUCGAACACAAGAACAGGAUGAUCAGCAAGGGGAUGGAGUACUAGAUCUGUCUACGAAGAAAACAAACUUGGAACAAUCACAGUAUGAUGGAUCGUGUUCUGAAAAUUCAUUAUCUGGUUCAAGUACAGCUGCUGGUGCAAAACUAGAGGAAACAACUAAAUUGGAAACGGGAAAUUCUACUCUAAACAAGGUGUUGGCUUCCUUAUGCUCAUAUCAUUGGCAUCAGACUUUAGCCAUGUUGAAAUUUUUCAUCCAAGAAUCAUGUUAUUCAGGUUGCAGUAGUCAACUGCCUUAUCCUAAAUAUUCUGAGAGAGAGGAAGAUGAGAUUCAUAUUCCAGGCUUCAGUUGUGAUGACAACAUGCUGAUGAAAAGAUGCAGUUCACAAAAUGUAAGACCAAGUAAGAAUUUAUUGACAUACCACUCAAUGGCUCCUGGGUAUGUUAACACAGUGAUGAACAAAGAAAAUUCUCUACUUUGCCAUCCUCAUGGGUGUUGUCCCAAACAACUACAACUGUGUAAGGUCCAUUCUACCCAGGCAGAGUUGUAUACAUACCUCUUUUCAAGAGGACAAAAAAUUAAUAGAGGUAGCCAAGGCCGCAGCCCUUCACCACCUCCAUUGUCUCCUGUGGAAGCUGAUGGGUGCAAUUAUCCAAAGGAAUUGUCUGAAGAUAACAGAUCUGGAAAAAACUGUAACCAACCUCCCUUACUGUUUCCCGCUGAACACAGGGAGAAAGAUCAAACAUAUAUUGCAGAAUUGCCCAAUAACCUGCAGGAAGGCAUUGUAUGUGUGAAUCAAGAAAAUAGCCUCACAAUUUCUGAUAAGCUUGAAAAGGUUGAAAAUGCUGAUGCGUUUCAGGAUUUAAUUUAUCGAAUCAAUGAGAAGUUGAAAUCAAUAGAAACUACUGAUACAGAAAUAUUGGCAAAAUUACCUAAGAGCGAUGGAAGAACACAAACCGAUUCUAAAUUACGGAACUUCAUUACAUCUCUUUUACAUGAUGCUAAGGCAAAUGAUUAUAAUUUUAUAGAAUUACUGAAUCAACAUGAUAAGCAAGUGGAAAAUAAAAUUAUCCAAACAAGAUUUCGUAAACGACAAGAAACUUUGUUUGCAAUGCAUAGUUCUCCCAAUUCAUGUCUAUUUAGACGAAAGUCUUUGCAAAUCAAAAGAGAGUUGGCUAGCCUUGAUGAAACUUUCUUAAGAAAGAAGUCAAAUUCACAGAGAAAAGUUAAAAAAUAUACAAAAAAUGACAAAUACCUUACAUUAAAACAGCUUGAUUUGCAAGGCUAUGAAAAUAAAGAUGGGACAUUUUCUUCUACUAAGUCAAAGCUUUUGCCACUAGGUCAAGAGGAAACAAUAGAACUACCUCUUCUCAGCUCACAAACCAAUUCUGAUUUUAUAACAUUUUCAGCAAACAGCUCUACAACCACUCAAACGGUUUUGGCUAAAACACAAUGUGGAAUUGAACUACAUGUGGAACCAGCUGGUGUGAAAGGAGAUUAUGAUAGAGGCCUGGAGAGGACCAAACAUAAUAUUUUCUCUCCUAGAUGGUGCUCUUUGUAUGUAGCAAACAAUUUUUUAUUAAGGAAAAACAUAAAAUCAAAAUCUGUGGCUAGCAUAGAAGGGGAUAAAAUUCUCAAAGAUUUUCAAGUUAAGUCAUGUAGCAAUGAAAAUAUAAAUAAGAUUAUGCAGAGAACCAAUCUACAUGUUGUUGUAAAGCGUUUGGAAGAUACAAUAAAUAUGGCUCAAAAGGCCACACAGCCCAUGUGUAAUGGUUAUAAAAUAUUGGGCAAAAUAAAAGACCUUCAAAAUUCUGAUGCCAACAAUAAAUCUAAAAGUGGCCUUAUUAGCAUGAAUGAAACUGGAAGUAAGGGACAAUAUGUGUUAUCACAAAGUCUUUUAACAGAUAGAAAUAGCAACAAAAAUUAUUGUGUGCCAAAAAUAGAAAAUAUAUCUUGUGAAGAAAAAUAUGAAAGACUUUUGAAACCCUCAAUUUUAGAUUCAAGCAUGUUGACCUUAAAUAAGGAGGAAUCCCAAGGAAAUUUGCAUCUGGGGGAUAAUUCAUCAACAUUGAAUUACACUAGCCCUAUAAAACUUAUGUUCCUUUCUAAGAUUAAUAGCAGUGAAGGAGUCAAAUACACACUAACCUCUGUAAAUGAUUCAUCCAAAUUAAACAUAGAUCUUUAUUCUCUUCAGGAGAAAACAAAUAAGGUGUUGGCAAAACAGUUGGAGGCAAAGGAUUCUGAUGAAAAAGGUUCUAUUGAUGAAUGCAGCUAUAAUGAAAAUACAAAUAAAAAUAAAAUGAAAACUGGUUUUCCUACAAUAGUUGCCACUGAAACCAAUCCUAAGCCUGUGGAACAAGACAACAGUGGAUCCUCUCUGAAAAGAAAACCUGGGAGACCCAAAAAAAUUGGUCCUCAGGUUGUAAAACAAAUUAAGCGUCCGAUUGGACGACCUCCCAAACCAAAAACUGAUGUGAGUAAUGGUAGUUAUAGGAAGGACUCCAUUGGUGUUGCAAAAAAUGCCAACUCUAACACAGAAUGCCUAGAGGAAGAGAACAUUUACAAAAAUAUUACAGUAACUGUUGUUUUUGGAAGGUCUCGAAGGAUUAAGAGGUGUGUUUCAGAAGGUAACUUAAAUAUAGUUAAAACUGUAUCAGGACCUCACAGCUACUGCAGUGUUGUAUGUGACCCUGAUCAAAUAAUACUGAGCUCAGAUGCUAGGAACAAUUUGCCAAAAACUAAAAAUAUGCAAUAUUCUACAACAGAAAAGACCUCUACAUCUGACUAUGAGGAUGUUAGACCACUAGAAAGCAGCCCUGUGCUGCCAUCCCAUUGCAGCAAUAUGAGACGAAACCAAAAGCCUUUAAAUAUAAUUAGAAAACCUGGUAGGCCAGCAAAAGUAAAAAUAUCUGGCAUAUCAGUGACUGUUAAUCAGAUUUCAUCUCAGGAAAGAAAAGUGUGUAUCAACAGCUGCCUGCCUCCCUUAGAACAAGAAGCUGUGUCAGAAAGAAAUGAAUCAUCUAAGAAGGAUGCUAAGCAAUGCAAUAAAACAGAUGAUUUUAAAAGCCUUUGCAAUGAAGCAGGGAAUUUUUCACCCAAGAUUAUUAUUGCUUCAAAAAGGUCUGAAACUCAUUUGAGACACUCUCUUAGAAGACCAUCAUUGCCUUUUGUACAUUCAUCAGCAUCUUCUAGCUCAUUUUCUUGUAAACGUGCCUUUUUGAAUAAACCAUGUAAACUCUGCUUGAGAAAUGGUAAAGAUCACAAAAUCAAGCAUUCAAAAAUGCCACCCAUGCAUACCUCAAUAAGUACAAGGGCAGAUGAUGCUAAAAGUAGUUCUGAGAAUAGUAAACUCAGAUCCAUUGGUGAAAUGACUUUGAAUCCCAUAAUUUCAUCCAAUUCCCUUAGAUGGUGGGAUCCUUCUAUUUCUAAUGAUUCUUUGUUAAAAGAACUAAACAGUAGAUAUGACCAGAUAACUAAGACUUGGUUGCAUGUGAAUGGAGAAGAAUAUGAGAAAUGGUCGUAUAAUGGAGCAUGCCAUAUUGAACAAGACAGUAGCAUUGAAGUAUCAAAUCCUUUGGACUCCUGCAUUUUGGGACUAGAAAAUUCACCUAUAAGAAUGCUGUUCCAGAAAAAAUGCAGUAUAGAUGACCUAUGUGCAUGGUUUAUGCAAACAACAGAAACACAAUCACUAUCACUAGUGAGAAAAGCAAAUGCUCGUAAUCCUUUUGAAGUAAUUAGUACAAGGCAAUUCAAAAUGGGAACAAGACAAUAUGAUUGUAAUACUAGUCCUUUGAGAAAGCACUUUAAAAAAUUUGCACUGUCUACGCCUUCAAAAUCAACAGGAAAGUUGCAGCUUUUACAUAAAAUUGUCAGAUCUCAAGUCUUAAGCAGGGAGCAUAGCUUCACCUUAGCUAAAUUGAGAACCAAAUUUGAGAACUUGCAACAUGAUCGUUGGCGACAAGUGAAAAAACUGUAUAAUCAUGGAACAUCUGACUGGAAAUCAAAAAAGAAAAACUUGCAAUUUUUCUGCCAAAGUCAAUGUUUGACUAAUGCAAGCAGGAAACUUAACAAAAUAUGUACAAGCCUUGAGAAUGACCCAGUAGAAACUCAACCAACAACUUUGUUGGAAUCUUACAGAAUCACUUCAGCAACUGGAAAUGAAAUCAGAGAUGCAUUUCUUCAGCAAGAUGUACAAUUAUCUGACCUCAGCACAAAGUGUAACUCAGUCUCAAACUGUAGGCCAAGUAGUAAAUCCACAUAUGGCAAUCAGCAAAGUAUUGGACAAGCACAUGCCCCUAAUGAAUGUAAUGAAGAUACAUGGAGAGGGAAAACUUUUAAGGAUUGUCGAAUAUUUUUGAGGAAAAUUAAUCCGGUGGGUAAAAAGCAAGUGUUUAAUAAAAACUUUGCCAUCUGUACUUCAGAAUCUGUGGAUAAUUGCAACAUCCACUGCCCAGAAAAAAAUGAUUGUCCUUUGAGGUCCCCCUCUGCUCAGCAGAGCAUGGCUGAUAAUAAUGAAAGGAAUGGAGGGAGCAGAAGCAGGUGUUCCAGCUUGAUCACUGAAGUCAAGAAGUCAAGCAAACGUGUUGCUUUUGAGGAUGGCCGAAUGGAGACUCCUAAAAAAAUGAAGAAGCGAAAGAAGACACAAUGCAAGUUCACUGAGCUGAAUAGAAGACAAAGAAAUAAGCGGUUAUGUAGUGCUGGCCAAAUAUCAAAUUGUUACCCAAAAUACCACCUGGGUCCUCUUAAACCUGUUGGGCUGCCUUUGCUGGAUGGACUUGCUAGCAGAGCUGUUGAAUUCUCCAUGAUCCCAUUCCAAUUGUCUCUCCAUGGAAACUCUCAAGUAAAUCCCAUGAAUUGUUGAAAUGAAUUCAUCUGUCAUCAUCCCAGAGAAGCAUGCAAUACUGUGAAUGAUUGUCAAACUGAACAAGUCAUUGCUGUAGUAACUUAACAAAACUGCUUUGAAGAGCUAAACACUCCUUUCUGGAGGCUGUAUUUAAUUGAAAUUGUUGCAAGUUGGGCUAAGAGUUACUUCUGUUGAUACACAAAUUAGUGACAAGCUUACAUAUUGGAUGGUGUCUGUGUUGAUGCAAAGGAUCUAAGGACUGGCUCCUUGGGACAUGCCUGUCAAAAUAUCUCAAGAAUGCUAACCAUUCCAUCCAUAUGGUUGCACAUUGGUUUCCAAAUAUUAUCCCCCACCCCAGUGAAUAAUAGUACAGUGGAACUUUUAUCUCUUUAUUUGAGACAAGUUGCAUGCAUGUUAAGAUAUGCAUCUUGAGAUUCAACAAGAAGACUAAGAAGACUAAGACUAAGAUCCACCUAGCAGAAUAUAUCAAGACAAAUUCAGAAACCUUGGCGUAGACUUAUUUUUGCAUUAUAUGUUAAAAAUAGCCUUUUAAUUUGCAGAGUGGUGGGCAGCACAACUGGCAAUUUGUCCUUGAAGCCCUGUAUUUUAUCUGAAAUAAGUUUACAGGAAAAAUGAGAUACCAAGGCAUUAGAGUUCUGAAAAAAAAAGAGAGAGAAAACUAAUAUAAGACACCCUAGAGAAACAUUUAGCACAGUUAUGGAUGAGGUUUCUCCAGCCUAUAGUUCAAGUCAAGAAAUUCAGUGAGUUCAAAUGAACAUUAUGAUAACUUUAUCUUGGUAAGUUUGUAGUAACCUGUUUCUAUUUCCAGAUUUGUUAUAUCAGGUUCUAGAAAGUAUAAGAUACAAUCAGAAGGCACUAGAUGUUUCUUAAAUUAUUCUGCCCUAGGUAUACAGAGGCUGAUGAUGGGUAUCACUUGAAACUUGUAGAGUUUAUCAGUGAUAUUUCUAGUAAGAAAUCUGCCUCUACAUCUAAUUCCUAAUCAUAUUUUGUACUUUCUCUUGGUUAAGUGGUACCUUUUGGUGGAUUGCACAAAUCUCAAAGACCUUAGCUUUGGAAAAUAUGGUUUAGGCACAAGGGAAAAAGGGGUAUGCCACUGUGGAGGAUGAAAGCUACUGCUAUGUGGCCUCUCUCCAGAGACAGGCCUGACAAGAGUGUCAUCAGUCAGUCAUACAGAGCUUCAUUGGUAUUAUAGUUUGCAGAAACCCUUCUCACCUGAGAUCUGCACAGAAACAUCAGAAAGACUAGAGCAAGAGAGGCUAAUGCACAUACAUGAUUCUUGGCUAAUGCACAUACAUGAUUCUUGGAUAGUGUUUUUUUUUAGUAUUGGAGCAAUGCAAGCUACUUUGUGUUACCUUUGCUUAAGAAACUUAAUUUUUUUUAAGUUCAUGGCCAAUUUUACAGUAUAUAACCAUAGGAGGCAAAUUAUAUUAUGUUUAUAAAUUCAAUUUCAAAGAACAAUUUAAAUUAAUUUAUAAAAAUGUCAGACUUUUAACACUUUGCAUUGAUUCAGUGUAAGGGGAUUGAAUGGAUUGUAUAGAUUUAUAUUUGGCAAAAAUAUAACUGCAAGGCAAGCAGUCUCGUUGCAUUUGUUUCUACAAUAUGUAUUCCAGGAGUGAUAUAAAAUCUUUGCACCAUAAGAUAAAAAUAUGCUGAUGUCAGCCCUUUGAGAUAAACCAGACUAGGAAACCAGAGUUAUGAAUACUAAUACUAUUUUUGUUAGAAGGUUGCAAUUGCAGUCUGGUUGGACUUUCCCUCUCCCUCCCUUUAUCUUUGUGAGUAGUAGAGAGGUUUUGUCUGAGACCAAAUUGGAUAUUUGGGUAUGUCUAGUUUAAUGGAAUUGGGCAUGUCUCAUUUAAUGAAAAGAAGGACUAGGAGUGACAUGAUAGUAGUGUUGCAAUAUCUAAGGGGUUGCCACAAAGAAGAGGGAGUCACCUAUUCU
This is a messenger RNA of Crotalus tigris (Tiger rattlesnake), 11292 nucleotides long. RefSeq names its product ligand dependent nuclear receptor corepressor like (gene LCORL). Gene Ontology annotation, molecular function: DNA binding. Gene Ontology annotation, cellular component: nucleus. Gene Ontology annotation, biological process: regulation of transcription by RNA polymerase II. Bases 4089 to 9350 code for a protein of 1753 amino acids. The record is from RefSeq and is a predicted model, not a curated record. The transcript is spliced from 8 exons. Lineage: Eukaryota; Metazoa; Chordata; Lepidosauria; Squamata; Viperidae.